AUGGAGGAUGAAGUGGAGGAGAACCAGCAACAACUUCAGAUCAUGAAUCAGGAACAUGGCAUUAAAAAACUGAUGACCAAUAAGGAGCUAUCAGAACUACAGAAUGAGUUAGAGGCUCUCAAAGAUAUGAACAAGCAGGCUGAGAUUUCACUGCUAAUGGAACAAGGCCAGUCCAGAGAAAAGGUGGAGGAAGUGGGAAGUAUCCUCAUGUCCAUUAACAAUUUGGCAGAGCGGUGUUAUCUUCCCACAUAUGGAGCACUCCAAGACAUAAAUGUUGUAAAAAUGAUGGACAUGGUGGAGGGAAUGGAGGAGGUGAAGCGACAGUUCGGGCAGCACAUCGCCGUGGAGCCUGAAUGGGAGGCCGGCUUUUCUCUCCAGAUCCAGCUGCGCCACAUUCUGACCAUGUUUCAGGACUGGUGCUCCUCUGACGAGGAGAUCUUGCUGCUCACCUUUAAAGAGUGCCACAGAGCCCUGAUGCAGUGCACUAAUCAGCCGUUUCGUCGGGAGGCCUCAGAUUACUACAUGUGUAAACACAUUCUCCACGUGCGCCCCUACAAAGUGUCUCAGGAGCCAGUCAGCAUUCACCUCCCCAUUUCCAGGCUGUUAGCUGGUCUUUAUGUACUUAUGUGUAGAACUGGUGCAAUUGAGCGACUGCAAAACCCUGAGAGUUAUGACUUUGCUCAGCUGGUGGAGUUGCCCCUACGCUGUGUGGUGUUAGCUGCCCAAGUCUCUGCUGAAAUGUGGAGGAGAAAUGGACUGUCCUUGGUCAGCCAGGUUUAUUACUAUCAAGAUGUGAAAUGCAGAGAUGAGAUGUACGACAAGGACAUCCUCAUGUUGCAAAUCGCUGCUUCCAAAAUGGAGCCUAAUCACUUCCUCAUGCUCAUACUAUUAAGAUUUGAACUGUUUGAUUUGUUUAAUGGGAGUCAUUCAGGAAGAGAUCAGGAUGAACUGAUUCACCUCAAUCGUUUGACAGAGGAAAUGCUCUACCUCCUGAUUGUCAUAGUUGGUGAACGCUAUAUUCCUGGGAUUAGCCAUGUCACCAAAGAAGACGUGACCAUGAGGGAGGUCAUCCACCUGCUAUGCAUCGAGCCUAUGGCCCACAGCAGUCUGGUCAAAGGCCUUCCAGAAAAUGAGAGCCACGAAACAGGACUGGAGAGUGUUAUUACCAAAGUUGCUACCUUCAAAAAACCAGGGGUGUCAGGUCAUGGCUUGUAUGAAGUUAAAAAGGAGCGUCUGGAAGAGUUUAACCCAUUCUUCUACCAUUAUUCACGAUCACAGCACAGCAAGGCUGAAGAGUCUCAGAAGAAAAGGAGAGCCCAAGAGGGUAGUGAUAAAGCUCUCCGCCCCCCUUUGCCCCCCGCCUUCUGCCCGGACUUUGCCAGUGUGGUGCGCCUGCUCUGCUGCGACAUCAUCAUCCACAUCCUCAGACGAGUUCUGCAAAAGGCCGCGGAGGAGAAGACCACCCACUGGACCGAGGCCAUGAUCCAGAGGGCACUGCACCUCAUAGGACAGGCUUUGCUGGAAGAGAAGACCCAGCUUGAAGACAGCACAGUGGAAGAAGUAACCUUUGAUUUCAGUUUAAAGGCUCGCAUUAUAGGUUCAGAACAUGACAAAUCAGUGUUUCUAUUGCUGUCAAAGAUUAAAUCGGUGCCCUCUCUCGAAGCGCAAAAGGACAUGAUCAAAUGGUUGUUACAGAUGUUUGAAAUUGUCAAGUGUCUUCGGGAAAAGUCCAGUCCGGCAGCUUCCAUGAGUGUGGAGACAGCUAAACCUGAGGAGAGUGUUCAAGACAAAGAGAAAGCUGAAAGGAAGAGGAAGGCUGAGGCUGCUAAACUCCACCGACAGAAGAUAAUGGCCCAGAUGUCAGCGAUGCAGAAAAACUUCAUUGAAUCAAACAAAAUGCUCUAUGACAAUAUGCCCGAGAGUGGCCUACAGGGGGAGCCUGUUACUGCUAGUGAAAGCUCUACAAACAAUCAGAUGGAGCUCUGUGUAGCCAUCGGGCCCCAUCGAGGGCCCACCCCAGCGGAGAGGGAGGUGCUGACAUGUAUCCUGUGUCAGGAGGAGCAGGAGGUGACCACCCAGGCUCCAGCCAUGGUCCUGACCGCCUGUGUGCAGAGGUCCACUGUGCUCACCCAGUGCAGAGGCAAGCUCCCCGCAGCCCAGACAACAGAUGAUGGAUCAUCCUAUCCACUCUUAAUGCCUCCUGAAUUGGCAGUGGGGACUCACACCGGCAGCUGUGGACAUGUCAUGCACGCCACAUGCUGGCAGAAAUAUUUUGAAGCGGUGCAGAACACGACGAGGAACAGGCUACACGCAGAGCUGAUUUUUGACCUGGAGAAUGGAGAAUACCUAUGUCCACUCUGCAAGUCUCUGUGUAACACUGUAGUCCCUCUCAUCCCACUGGAACAGCUCACAUUCAACUAUGAAAAUGCAGAGUUAAUUGGACAACAUUUAACAAUGCCACGCUGGAUCCAAGUCAUAGGAGCCAGGGUUAAUGGACUCAAGUCUGUCACUCAGGAUAAUGAUAAUAAAAGCCCUGAUGAGGACAGAGGCUUCAGUGGAGAGGUCCAACCUGAUUUUAGAUCUAUUCUGAGCUAUGGAGUCCAGGAGCCGAGGAGGUUUUCAGACAGCAUCAGCGAUAUGAUCGUAGUGUGUGCCACCACGGUGUACAGAGUUGGACUGCAGACCCCACCCAACGAGCUGUGUCCACGUGUGCCCCUGAUGACCUGGAACACCUGUGCCUUCACUAUCCAAGCCAUAGAGAAUAUUUUGCAAGAAGAGGGCAAGCCACUGUUUGGGUCAUUACAAAACCGCCAGUUGGCGGGUCUAAAGGCCAUUGUGCAGUUUGCUGCUACUCAGAGGAUAAAGAGCUCUCAGGCUGUGAUCCAGAGGCACUUUGCGGACAUGUUAGGAGUGUUGCUUCCAGCCAUGAGCAGAAACACACCCUCAAUUGUGGAGGUGGACUUCUUCCAUCUUUUAGUGGGCCUGGUGCUGUCUGUGCCCUCCCUGUAUCAGGAGGAGACCGUAGACUUGCAGCCCUCUGCUGUGAGCUCAGCCUAUAACCACCUGUACAUCCUCCACCUGGUGACUAUGGCCCACAUGCUGCAGGUCCUCUUCAUUUCCACAGAUUUCCCCGCUGUGGCUGGUGAAGAUGAUACAGAGGAGGCUAAAGCAGCAGCAGAGUGGUACUCUAUGGUGUCACAAUACACCAAAAGACCAGUGUCCGAGGUGUCCGGCAGUGCUGUGGCUGAGCGAAUCAAAAGAGGGAUCGAGCCUUUCCUGAGAUGUGCUGCGCUCUUCUUUAACUGCCUUACGGGAGUGCACCCGCCAGAGGAGCUCUUUACAACUGCAGUUACAUCUCAGGGACAAUUGGAGCCACUGUGCAGUUACCUGGCACUACCCUCCAAUGUGUUCCAGCUGUUUCAGGAGCAUCGAGACACUGUCAUGCCACUGCUCCAGAGGUGGAGUGAGAGCCCUGUUGUUUCCAAAGCUCUAAAAGGCAAACUACAAACAGUGAGAUACCCAAGGAGAAGAAAUCGUUUGAUUGACCUGCCUGAUGAUUACAGCGCUCUCCUCAACCAAGCCAGCCAUUUUCAAUGUCCAAAGUCCACGGACGACGAGAGGAAGCACCCCACCCUGUGCCUGUGCUGUGGGGCCAUGCUGUGCUCCCUCAGCUCCUGCUGCUUGAGUCAGAUGGAUGGAGAGGAUGUGGGAGCCUGCACUGCCCACGCUGCCACCUGUGGGGCUGGGGUGGGCAUGUUUCUCAGAAUAAGAGAAUGUGAAAUUGUCCUGAGGGCCAGUAAAACAAGAGGAAGCACAUAUCCUGCGCCAUAUCUGGAUGACUAUGGGGAGACCGAUCCUCACCUUAUGAGAGGCAACCCAUUGCACCUGUGCCCAGAGCGCUAUAAAAAGCUGAAGCAGCUGUGGCAGCAGCACUGUAUCCUGGAGGAGAUCGCCCGCAGCCUGGAGGUGGUGAAUGUCAUGUUUGCUUUUGAGUGGCAGAUGUUGUGAUGAGUCCCACUGAUGUGGAGAAAGGAGUCCCACAGCCAUAGAGCACAGGCUGCUCCAGUGCUGCAGAGCACAUGCACUGAUGCACACACACACCACCAAUCAACAGCCCUGCUCCUGUCAGACAGGGCCAGGCACCCGCCCCCAUCUGCCCCAGAGGAGGUCCAGACAUCAGGCUGGACAGAGGAGGACCCAGCAGUAAUGGAGGGUAACCCAAGUUGCCUUUUUAAAAAAGCUUUUCUGCAAAGAGGCUCAUUCAAAUAUAGACCUGCAUUAUACACGCCCAUCCUUCAGUUCCUGUUUUCUGAUCUCUGGUAUUUCGUGAUGCUGUGAAUCUCCUGCAUUGUCCUCCAUGUUUGAAAAUAUGAUUUGUCAUAUUAUAAGUUAAUUGAUGUUACAUUUUGAAAGAUUUAUUGCUGCUUUAGCCUGUUACAAUUGAUUCAGAUUUGAGCAAUAGCAUACGUUAAUUCUAUUAUAUAAAUGCUUAUAGCAAGCCAGUUAAAGGUUUGGAAAUAUUUUUCAAGAGCUUCAGAAUUAAGUGCCAUUUUGGCUGAAAUCUGUACUGUAACCACAUGGUUAUUAUUGAUCCUUGGAGACCAGGCUAAUGUAUUCUUUCUAUCACACGUUGAGAUGUGCUUUACCUCUGUAUCAUCAGCAUGUAUUAUUGGGAAGCACUUGUUGUUAUGAUUUGAUCAUGGUGUAUGGACGCAUUAACUCAAUUAUAACUCGGUUAUUCCACUUCUGGUCAGUUUAUUUAUUUACGUAAAAAGCUGACGAUUGCACACAAAUCUUUCUUUUUUCCAAGCAUUGGAGUUUUGUUUUCGUCAUAAUUGCAAACAUGUCAUGACUUCCAGGCAACUGAAAAAUAAUAAAGACCUAAACCUAUACACA
This is a messenger RNA of Boleophthalmus pectinirostris (great blue-spotted mudskipper), 4896 nucleotides long. It is a transcript of the gene ubr1, whose product is annotated as ubiquitin protein ligase E3 component n-recognin 1. Gene Ontology annotation, cellular component: ubiquitin ligase complex; cytoplasm. The coding region runs from base 1 to 4008 and encodes 1335 amino acids. Gene Ontology annotation, biological process: protein ubiquitination; ubiquitin-dependent protein catabolic process via the N-end rule pathway. The record is from RefSeq and is a predicted model, not a curated record. Gene Ontology annotation, molecular function: ubiquitin protein ligase activity. NCBI's taxonomy places the organism in Eukaryota, Metazoa, Chordata, Actinopteri, Gobiiformes, Gobiidae. The transcript is spliced from 37 exons.